AUGUGGGAGUUUGCUGUGCCCGUGCUUUUCAUGGAAAUUUUUGUUGACACAUUACUUCCUAGUGCCACAUUAUCACUCGUUAUGUACGCUUCGUGUCUUAUUUUGAUACCAUCAGUGGGUCGACAACUUGAUUCGACAGAUCGUUGGAAAGCUAUGCGGCUAGCGAUCAUUUUGGACAAUAUCAACAUAAUUGUUAGCAGUAUGCUCAUGGGGGCGAUGGCAUUGCUAACGGAUGCAAACGAAUAUCACAAACCAGAGUGGACAUGGUCCUUAAAGGUGCUAUUUGUCGGCAUACUCGUAUGUGGAGGCAUGGGCCAAGUACUUAGUGAGGCCCAAACACUAGGAAUCGAGCGCGACUGGGUCGUAGUGAUCGCGAAAAGCAGUGAAGUGGAGCACACCUUUGCACUUGAAAGUUUAAAUACAAGAUUGCGACGUAUUGAUCUCGUGUGCAAAUUGCUUGGUCCUCUUGCAUUUGGCAUCAUUAUGGAAUUCGCGGGGUAUGAUCGCACAACGCGCGCAUUGAUCGGUACAAUAUCGGUGGCUAUCUGGAACGGUCUUGCAUCGCCACUUCAAUACCUUAUGACGCGAGAUAUUUACAAUUUUGUUCCUGAGCUAGCGAUAAAGAAGAAAUCUCCAGACAGUAAAAAGCAGUGUCAUCCACUAGACACUUCAUCAACGCUUUUUAAGUAUGCAAUGAUGUGGAGAGUCUACGCGCAACACCCCGUUUUUCUGCUAAGUUUCUCGUACUGCACACUUUACAUGACUGUUCUGGACAAUGGUGCGUUGAGUACGGCGUAUCUGAAAUGGAGAGGUUUACCGGACUCAUUACUGGGUUUCAGUCGUGGUGCCGGUGCCAUGUUUGGACUAUUGGGCACCGUGCUGUUUCCGUUUCUCCGACAAGCGUUUUCACGUUUGGAGCGCGUUGCAGUCGCGAGCAUUUGGCUGUUCUGGCUGAGUCUUCUGCCAGUGUUGGUGGCAUUUUUACUAACAGGUGAGUCGCGUAUGUCGGAUUACGUGAUGCUGUGCAGCGUGGCUGCUGCACGUGUAUGGCUUUGGAGUGCAGAUCUUGCAGAAGUACAGCUCCUGCAAGAGUGGAUCGAGCCAAGCCGCCGUGGCGCCAUCAACGCCAUGCAGACAGCAACCUAUCAAUUGUUCCACGUUGUCAUACAAAUGGCCGGUUUCGUAUUUCACGACCCAAGCCAAUUUAGUAUGCUUAUUUAUUUCUCUGUGGCUGCAGUGCUGGCUGCUGCUUUGGGGUUCACGUUGUGGUAUGUUCGAUAUGGUUACCACCGUAGUCUUCUCUUGCGAUGUACAACAGAAAGUCCCAAUUAUGCGAAAUCGCUUUGGUGA
This is a messenger RNA of Plasmopara halstedii, 1350 nucleotides long. RefSeq names its product ferroportin family. The transcript has a single exon. Gene Ontology annotation, molecular function: iron ion transmembrane transporter activity. The coding region runs from base 1 to 1350 and encodes 449 amino acids. Gene Ontology annotation, cellular component: membrane. The record is from RefSeq and is a predicted model, not a curated record. NCBI's taxonomy places the organism in Eukaryota, Oomycota, Peronosporomycetes, Peronosporales, Peronosporaceae. Gene Ontology annotation, biological process: iron ion transmembrane transport.